AAAUGCGGAAUUAGUUACUCAGUCUCUUUUUUAAUCUGUGGUUUGACGUUGAUUACUGUGACGUUGACGUUUCGGCCUUUCACCCCAGGGCUCGUUCCGUCCGCUCGUCCUCCCUCUUUCCGAAAUUUACCAUGGCGGCUGGGGUACUGUACACUUAUCCGGAAAACUUCCGAGCUUACAAGGCGUUGAUCGCCGCACAAUACUCUGGAGCCGACGUCAAAGUAGCUCCCAAUUUUGUGUUCGGGGAGACUAAUAAAUCAGAGGAAUUCCUUAGGAAGUUCCCUGCAGGAAAAGUUCCGGCGUUUGAAAGUGCCGACGGAAAGGUUUUGCUGACUGAAAGCAAUGCCAUCGCUUAUUUGGUUGCAAAUGCAGCGCUCCGUGGAAAUGACUUGCAAACACAAGCACAAGUGUGGCAAUGGGCAUCAUGGGCUGACAGCGAGCUCCUGCCUGCCUCCUGCGCUUGGGUGUUCCCAUAUCUCGGCAUUAUGCAGUUCAACAAACAGAACGUAGAGCGCGCGAAGUCGGACCUGCUGGCGGCGCUGCGCGUGCUGGACGCGCACCUGCUGUCGCGCACCUUCCUCGUGACGGAGCGCGUCACGCUCGCCGACAUCGUCGUCUUCACCACGCUGCUGCACGCCUUCCAGCACGUGCUGGAGCCGUCACUGCGCGCGGCCGUGCCGAACGUGACGCGGUGGUUCCUGACGCUGCAGCACCAGCCGCCCGUCACCGCCGUGUUGCCUCCCGCGCAGCUCUGCGCUGCCACGCCCGUCGUGCCCAAGUUCCAGCCUCAACAAGACAACAAGAAGGACGGUGCAAAGAAAGACAAAAAGAGUGAAAAGAAAGAACAGGCACCCAAAAAAAAAGAGGAGGCCAAACCAGCCCCAGACCUAGCUGAUGAGCUGGAUGAGAAACCAAAGGAGUCCAAGGACCCAUUUGAUUCACUGCCAAAAGGAACAUUCAACAUGGAUGAUUUCAAGCGCUGUUACUCCAAUGAGGAUGAGGCCAAAUCUAUUCCUUACUUCUGGGAAAAGUUUGAUCCACAGAACUACUCUAUCUGGUAUGCCGAGUACAAGUACCCAGAGGAGCUCGCCAAAGUGUUCAUGAGCUGUAACCUGAUCACAGGCAUGUUUCAGCGACUGGACAAGAUGCGUAAGCAGGCAUUCGCAUCUGUUUGCCUGUUCGGCUCCGACAACGACUCCACCAUCUCGGGCGUGUGGGUGUGGCGUGGCCACGAGCUCGCAUUCCCGCUCUCGCCUGACUGGCAGAUUGACUAUGAAUCCUAUGACUGGAAAAAGUUGGACCCAACCAGUGAUGACACAAAACAAUUAGUACAGCAAUACUUCUCCUGGACUGGCACCGACAAGCAAGGCCGCAAGUUCAACCAGGGCAAGAUCUUCAAAUGAAGCGCCCCAGUGCCCCCUAGUGCCGCAUUCGAUACCGCCCCGCGGUAAUCGCCCGCGCAGCGGUAUCGCAUGCCGCUCUUCUACUCGAAGGCGACCAUCUACUCUAAGAGCGAACAGUGUCUUAUAUAAUAUAAACACUUUGUAUUUGCAUUUAUUUUCAAAGUACCCUCAAUACAGAUCAGUCUUAAUUACAUUUUUACGGAAGCCAGCUUUGUAAUAAAUAAAAUUGUUUUUAUUUAUGAA
Molecule: messenger RNA, 1646 nt
Organism: Galleria mellonella (greater wax moth)
Lineage: Eukaryota; Metazoa; Arthropoda; Insecta; Lepidoptera; Pyralidae
Gene: eEF1gamma
Product: elongation factor 1-gamma
Exons: 10
Coding region: 132-1403 (423 amino acids)
Biological process (GO): translational elongation
Cellular component (GO): nucleus; cytoplasm
Molecular function (GO): translation elongation factor activity
Source: RefSeq, a predicted model, not a curated record